AUGCAGCCCAGAGUAUCCGAUUUCCUCGAAGCCGGGGCGCCGUCCCGUUCGCGCAGUACCAGUCUCUCUAGUGACUCGCAACUCCCUCGAGUCAACCUCAUGUCCCCGCCAUCUGUCACGCCGCCGCCGGGGUUUAUCUCGUCGACCGCCGCCUCGGAGAUUAUCACCGCCGAUCAGGAGUUUAACGCCGCUGAUUUUGUCGCCGAGGAUGAAGAAACUGGUGGCGGUGCCAGCGCGCUGGUCACACCAGCUGCGCUGUCGCUAUUGAAUGGAUUCCUUGACAAUCUGUUGUUCAACAUUUUGGGAGCUUCCAAGUCCACUCAGUUAACAUGUAUUCGUCCGGCUGUUGCGGACGUGCUGAAGCCACGGCUCGCCCGAGAAGUCGUCUCGGCCGCCGACGAGGAGCUGAGCGAGUAUAUGGGAGGCGCCGAGGACGAGCAGACCGACUUCCGGGGCGGCCAAGAGCCCGGCGGCGACUUUGAUCUGGUUCGCUCGUGGAAAUUGACUCGCCUGCGGUGCAUGGUUUACACGCGCCUCGGUGACAUGGAAGAAGACGACGAAGACGAGUUUAUUGCGCUCGAGGGUUUGGGGGAAAGCGAUGGCGCACCCCGCAGAUUCUCUAGCCAUGUCGACAACAUCACUCCCGCCGCCGCCAUCUUUCUCACCUCCAUCAUCGAAUAUAUCGGCGAGCGAGCGCUCGUCAUUGCCGGCGAGACUGCCCGGUCUCGGUUAUCCGCGACUUUGAACGACGGCGAUGGACUCGAAGAACUGGAAGAACAGCGCAGGCGAAUCGAGCGACUGGUGGUAGAAGAUCUCGAUAUGGAGAAGCUCGCUCUGAACGCAACCCUCGGUCGCUUGUGGCGCACAUGGAGGAAGCGCAGACGCGGAGCCACCCUCAGUCGGUCCUUGUCUCGCGAGUCUUUUCGGCGGCGGGGAUUUUCCCACAACCGUGCGAGCAGCAGGAAAAGCAGCAUUACCACGAUUGAGGAGCCCGUAACUCCUCAGGAGCCUCUUCCCAUCGAGGUUCCAGCUCCGAUUGAUCCCACCACGGUCCCUCUGCCUAUGACCGACUACGAUGUUCAGGAGAUUGAGAUCCCCGGUUUCUCAUCGGAGCUUGAGGGCGAAGUCCAAACAAUGGAGGCCAUCGUCGCCCACAAGGUGCGGCCACGCAGCUUGAUGGUCUUCUCUUCCCCAUCGAUCGCGCCCAAGUCGACCGGGUCGAACAACAGCUCCCCGGUAAGCGCGUCAGUGGUUGACGAGGCGGUUUCGAUUCGCCAUGUUCGUUCGAGAUCGCUGCCAAAUUCCGCGUGUAGUCCAACAGAGGUAGCGCCCACCGAACCAUCGCUGGAGCAGCCCUCUCCCACUGCGGAAGAGAAGAAGCAGCUGGAGACGAUGUACGAGGACGACGAAUCGGCCGAGUAUGUGGACGCCGCCGAGACCGCACCCGGCAUCGCUAUCACCACUGCGCACGAGGAGCUGAACCCGCCUGUGGCCGAAACCCCUGAGAAAGCGAGAAUGUCGGUGGUGCACGAAGUGGAAGAGGAAGCAGGUCCGGCAGUUAACGAGGCGGUCGCAUCUCUGCGGUCUGCAGAACUUGAAAAGGACGCUGCGACCUAUUACUCCAGCAGUGCCACUGUCUCGAUUUCAUCCAUGAGUGAUGUGCCAGACCACGACCCCGAAGUGAUCGAGGGACAAGGGAUGUGUGAGAAACCUACAUUGACCUCGGCGCUCCAGCGACCCCGAAGAACCGUCAGCAGGGAUAUUGUCCAAGAAGAUGCAAAGCCGAUCACUGCAGAGACUAGUGAGUCCGAAAUGCAGUCCGAUGUGGAGAUGCAGCCACCAACGCAAGGGAUGGAGCCCACGCCGGCGCCAUCCGCCGCCACCAUCGAGGCUAUCAAUUCUUCCGAGGAUCAUGAUGCCAUUGAUAGCGACCGGAAUACAUCUGCCAUGUCGUCUACUCCUCCCAUCCCGCCUACAAAUGACGAGGCCAUUUCCGGGACGCUUUCUGAACCCGUCUUUCUCCCCGAACCCCCCGACCGGAUUCUACUUCAGGCGAUAGUGAGCACUCGCAACGAUCCCGAACUCGCCGCAGACCGAGUCCCCGUUCAGCGCAUGCCCACCCGCCCAUCGACCUCGGCGUGUUCUUCCAUUCAGAGCAAACCCCGUCGCUCCGAGAGCUUCAGCAGCGCGCGCGACAAGCGUCCCGUGACUGCAGGCUCCACCACCUCCCAGGUGUCGAACAAAUUGAAGGGACUCAUGGGUCGGCCUCAAGGCGAUUCUCCUUCGCUGCGUCUUCGGAGCUCGUCCGAAACGAGUCGUGCUUCAGGCGGUAGCGGGGACUCUCUUGAAAACGAGAUCAGGGACUUGGACAAGUUGAUCAACAGCGACGAGACUAUCCAUUACACUCUGACGCCAAAGAGUGUGAGGGAAAUGACCUUCCCUGAUUUGCCUCGUCCCAUCCCUCGCACCGAGACGACCGACACCUCGGACCUGGCUGAUUUCCUGAAGAACACUGGCCCUGUCGACGAGCCGCCUCGACCUCGCACCUCUAUCUCCUCGAGGGCAACCGGCGAUCUGGGCUUAAUCUCCCGUACCAAAUCGACCGAGUCCUCCAGGCAUAUUCCCCUCACCCCCCGUGCUAGUAUGCCAAAACUCAAGGCGGGGCAGGCCCGGGAUGCCCGGCCGACUGGCGAGUCGACUCGGGAAUUUGCAGAAUUCAUCAAGGCGACUGGGCCUACCAGUGCACCGUUCCAGCUCAAGAACUCUACUUCUACGGAGACUGCUCGGCCUGUUCGGCCUCCCUCGAGCCUUUCAACUACCUCGUCGCGUUUGAACCGGGCCCGCUUACAGGCUCGUCCCGCUGAGACUAAAGGUUCAGAAACAUCUGACUUGAUUGAUUUCAUUCGAGAAGGGCCUUCGCAGCCCGGGACCCACCGUAUCCCUCGUACAGUUGCUCCUUUCCGAAACACGAUCGACUCGGAUGAUCUUCAGUUCGAGUUGGCCCAGAGUGACAAGGGACCUACCGCGGGUAGCUCACUGGCGAGCUCCGGCCCUAACAAGUCUCUGACUUCCCUUGGCUCGCGAACUGCACUCCUGAAUGGCCAAUCUAAGGCUAAUGGACUUGCCAGUGCGCAAGACGGCUCCGAACUUACUCGGAAGCAACGCCGAGUGCGGGACCCCUAUGCCAUUGAUGACGAUGACGACGAGCUAUUGGCAGAGCUCAUGGACGAGAAACCCAAGCGAGAGGAGGAAAGCCUGAUGGAUUUCCUGCGGAGUGCUCCGCCUCCCGACUUUGAGCAAACUGCCAAACCCCUGGCCGUGAACAUUCCUCCCUCGACGAGUUCCAGCGGACCGUUAAGCCCGGCGGGCAUGAAGGCCCGUUUCCUGCACAAGGGGCCUACCUCCAAGGUCUCCUUCAGUUCGCUGCGCUCGCAGACUUCGCCCGCAAACACGUCCCAGCCCCCGCCACCACCACCCCAAUCCAAUUACUCCUACAAGGUCGGUGUGGAACGGAAUGCCGGUACUAUGCCGGUCUCCUUUAACCGCCAAACCGAGACCAGUGCACUGGCCGACUUCCUUCGGAACACCGGGCCUCCGGAGCCCGUUUCGCGCGCAUCCACCUCAUCAGGCCCGAUGAGCUCCAGGAUGAAAGAGGGAUCUUUGUCCCGCUUCUUCGUACGUCGAAAGAAGGUUGAGGCCUAA
Molecule: messenger RNA, 3702 nt
Organism: Penicillium alfredii
Lineage: Eukaryota; Fungi; Ascomycota; Eurotiomycetes; Eurotiales; Aspergillaceae
Exons: 3
Coding region: 1-3702 (1233 amino acids)
Source: RefSeq, a predicted model, not a curated record